Xylona heveae TC161 is the source of this 1710-nucleotide messenger RNA. Its product is annotated as putative lectin family integral membrane protein. Lineage: Eukaryota; Fungi; Ascomycota; Xylonomycetes; Xylonales; Xylonaceae. The record is from RefSeq and is a predicted model, not a curated record. Gene Ontology annotation, molecular function: D-mannose binding. The transcript is spliced from 7 exons. Gene Ontology annotation, cellular component: endoplasmic reticulum membrane; Golgi membrane; endoplasmic reticulum-Golgi intermediate compartment. Bases 324 to 1577 code for a protein of 417 amino acids. Gene Ontology annotation, biological process: endoplasmic reticulum to Golgi vesicle-mediated transport; Golgi organization; endoplasmic reticulum organization.
ACCAGUUUGGCCAGUUUGCACUUUGUUUAUGGUCAUGUCUGACGGCUCAAUUCACCACGCUGUUCGCUUUUCGGACGUGACAAUCCGGCACAGUGUUGAAUUAUCCUCGACUGCGGUAUCGGUAGCAAGGGAAUUACGAUAUUGCAUCAUUGCUGCCGUACUGGGUUGGACCACAGCGUCUAUUGUGAGGAGUAUCCUUAACUUCCGCCGCCGACCGAGCUGAAACACGGUGUUUUGCCCGACUUUAUCGAACUCCCGUCUUGAUAGUAGAUGCCAAAACUCAUCUUCGAUUCCAAAGAGCGCCUAACACCUCUACCGUGAAGAUGCAGACCUCGCCACGCUCUUUGCGAUCCCUCCUGUGGUUGACUCUUGCGUCCUCUGUCGCCCGGGCUCAAUACCUUGUUGAGGGACUAAGUUUUGGAUAUGGCCCGAGCAUAUCUCGCGAUCAACGAACGAUAGAGGGCUGGCAAAUUUCAGGAGACGGUGAUCCGCCUCAAAUUCUCUCAGACCGUAUCGUCUUAACUCCACCCUACCCUGGCAAUCGCCGCGGUGCGCUUUGGGCAGUCAACAAGGAGCCCCAUACUGAGUGGACGGUCGACUUCGAAUUUCGAGCCACUGGCCCAGACCGCGGAAAUGGAAAUCUUCAACUUUGGUAUACCCAGGAAGGUUUGUCGGAAAUUGGCACGUCAAGCAUCUACACUGUGGGUAAAUUUGAUGGCUUGGCAUUGGUGUUGGACCCGUAUGGGGGAAAGGGAGGAAGUAUCCGCGGGUUUUUGAACGAUGGAAGCACAGAAUACAAGAACCACCAUAGCGUCGACUCGCUGGCAUUUGGCCACUGCGAUUAUCCUUAUCGGAACCUAGGACGACCAUCACACAUUCAGGUCAAGCAGACGUCGGAAUUUUUCCAGGUGGAAGUUGACAAUAAGCUGUGCUUCAAAUCAGAUAAGGUCCGACUCCCUGCAAACUACCGCUUCGGCCUUUCUGCAGCCUCGGCAGAGAAUCCAGAUUCCAUUGAAGUCAACAAGUUCCUCGUCACGACCACCUCCCCAACAACGCGCAGUGCAGAUGCGCCCAGCAAAGAGGAAGCUGCUACUCUUUUCCGCGACGAAGGCGAUCAAGCUGCUUCCUCGAUUUCGACCGACUUGCAGUUCGCCGACCUCCACAACCGUCUACAGCUCAUUAACCACCAGAUGACCAGGCUGUACAAGGAAGUCGCGUACAUAUCUUCCAAGGCGGAAGAGCGUCAUCUUGAGCUAAACAGCAAGAGCGUCCCUUAUGAGCAGUUAAACACGAUGGACAGAAGAUUACAGGCGAUCGAGAAUGUUGUUCUAAGAAUACAAAAAGAUGUUGAAGGCAAGGAUUACAAGGAGCACCUAACCAAGUUGCAGGAUGCUCUGAGAGAUACUCAUAGCAGUAUAGUGGAAAGCUUACCGCAGACUUUGAGCCACAUUGUGACGUCCUCGGCUCCUCGGAUGGGUCUACUCAUCUUCAUUGUCGUCGUUUUCCAAUUGCUGCUGGCAGCUUCUUAUGUCAUCUAUAAGCGCAGGCGCGCCAACGCUCCGAAGAAAUAUCUGUGAUUAGAUCGCAACACGGGACCCAUCAGUGGAGCACGCCCGCUUAAUGCAAGUCUCAAUGUCGCAAAAAAACUUUUGUAUAUAUAUCAUGUACGAAAACCAUAUGAUGUCAAUGUUCAUUUCAGCAGCAAUAGAG